AUGUCUAUGACAAGUUUGUCGAUGAAAAGUAGAAAACGUGAAGAUGUGGUUAUGGAAGGAUGGCUCCACAAAAAGGGAGAACACAUUAAAAACUGGAGACCAAGAUAUUUUAUGCUUUUUCAUGAUGGAGCUCUGCUAGGAUUCAAAGUUAAGCCCAAAACUGAUCAACCUUUCCCCGAACCUUUGAAUGACUUCAUGAUUCGAGACUCAUCGGUCAUCUUCUAUGAUAAACCCAGACCCAACAUAUUCAUGAUUCGCUGUCUGCAAUGGACAACUCUGAUUGAAAGAACUUUCCAUGCUGAUACUCCUGAAAUCCGUCAAGCUUGGUCUGAUGCCAUUAAUAAAAUCGCUGAUCGUUACCGAGAGCGUAUGGCUGAUGAUCCAUCUGCUCAGCAUGAUGAUAUGAUGGAAAUCGUCAGUCAGGUCUCCGUAGACGAUCUCGGAGGACAGUAUGCUGCUGUAGCUCAGACGAUUAUGGGACAUCCAGGAGGACAAAGUUGUGCUACUCAAGAUAAUCAGCGAUUGAUGAGUAUUGCUGAUUCAAGCGAAGCUGCAGUUCGAGAUAAAAUCAGUAUGGAUGACUUUGAGUUCCUCAAAGUUCUUGGCAAGGGAACGUUCGGAAAAGUAAUCUUGUGUCGUGAACGUAAAUCCAGCAAGUUGUACGCCAUUAAAAUAUUGAAGAAGGACGUAAUUAUCGAGAGGGAAGAAGUUGCCCACACACUAACCGAAAAUAGAGUUUUACAGAGAUGUAAACAUCCUUUCCUCACGCUUCUGAUCUACAGUUUUCAAACACCUUUUCAUUUUUGCUUUGUUAUGGAGUUUGCGAAUGGAGGGGAAUUAUUUACUCACUUACAAAAAAACAAGACGUUUUCUGAAUCUCGCACGAGAUUCUACGGAGGAGAAAUAGUACUUGCACUUGGAUAUCUACAUUCCCUUGCUAUUGUCUAUCGUGAUAUGAAGGAACUCACAUACUCGUUCCAAACAAAUGAUCGUCUCUGCUUUGUUAUGGAGUUUGCGAUUGGUGGAGACUUGUAUUAUCAUUUGAAUCGAGAAGUUCAAACGUCCAAAGAAGGAUUUUCGGAAUCACGUUCACGAUUCUAUGGGGCUGAGAUUGUUCUUGCUCUCGGAUAUCUCCAUAAUUGUUCAAUCGUUUACAGAGAUUUAAAGCUUGAAAAUCUUUUGCUUGACAAAGACGGUCAUAUAAAGAUUGCGGAUUUCGGACUAUGUAAGGAAGAGAUCAAGUUCGGUGAUAGAACUAAUACUUUCUGUGGUACACCAGAGUACUUGGCUCCUGAGGUUCUAGAAGAUAAUGAUUACGGAAGAGCUGUAGAUUGGUGGGGAGUAGGAGUCGUCAUGUACGAGAUGAUGUGCGGACGUCUUCCUUUCUAUUCCAAGGAUCACCAGAAGCUUUUCCAACUUAUUAUGGCUGGAGAGCUGAGAUUCCCUUCAAAGCUCAGUCCUGAAGCUAAAAAUCUUCUCUCGGGACUUCUUGUCAAGGAACCUGCUAACAGACUUGGUGGUGGAACUGACGAUGCUCUUGAAAUUUGCCAACAUCCCUUCUUCAAUGGUCUGGAUUGGGGAAGAUUGUAUAGGAAGGAAAUUGAACCUCCUUAUAAGCCGAUGGUUCAAAGCGAAACAGAUACCAGCUAUUUCGAUGCUGAGUUUACUUCAGCCCCAGUUCAGUUGACUCCUCCGCCAGCUAGGCCGGGUCAACUUCAAACUGUUGACGAGUUGGAAGAAAUGCAGAGUAACUUUACACAAUUUUCUUUCCAUAAUAAGCAAGUAUUGGACAAUCUUCGGAGAGACAGUAAUGACAUGGAGGAUGACUAA
This is a messenger RNA of Auanema sp. JU1783, 1830 nucleotides long. The record is from the annotation of a GenBank genome assembly. NCBI's taxonomy places the organism in Eukaryota, Metazoa, Nematoda, Chromadorea, Rhabditida, Rhabditidae.